Messenger RNA from Lucilia sericata (common green bottle fly), 1880 nucleotides. RefSeq names its product maltase A1-like. The coding region runs from base 67 to 1815 and encodes 582 amino acids. The record is from RefSeq and is a predicted model, not a curated record. Gene Ontology annotation, biological process: carbohydrate metabolic process. The transcript has 5 exons. NCBI's taxonomy places the organism in Eukaryota, Metazoa, Arthropoda, Insecta, Diptera, Calliphoridae.
CGACAAACACAGUUCAAAUACUGAACUUACUCAUAACGGACUUUCUUUAACUAUUUAAGAACAAAAAUGUUCAAAUUAUUACCCAUUUUAAUAGUGGGUUUAGCCUUAACAGCUAAUGCCAGAGAUUGGUGGGAAAAUGGCAAUUUCUAUCAGGUCUAUCCUAGAUCUUUUAAGGACAGCAAUGGUGAUGGCAUAGGUGAUUUAAAUGGUGUGGCUGAGAAAAUUCAAUAUCUUAAGGAUUUGGGCAUGGAUGGUGUUUGGUUGUCGCCCAUUAUGAAAUCGCCCAUGGCUGAUUUUGGUUAUGAUAUUUCCGAUUAUUAUCAAAUACAGGGAGAGUAUGGUUCUUUGGAUGAUCUCUUGGCUUUGGUGGAGAAAGCUCAUGAAGUGGGCAUUAAUUUAAUUUUGGAUUUUGUACCCAAUCAUACUAGUGAUGAGCAUGAAUGGUUCCAAAAGUCGGUGGCCAAUGAUUCUCAAUAUCGCGAUUUCUAUGUAUGGCAUGAUGGUGUUUAUAAUCCCUCUACCGGCAAACGUGAUCCUCCUAGCAAUUGGCUUUCGCAAUUCAAAUUCUCUGCCUGGGAAUGGAAUGAUCAGAGACAGCAAUAUUAUCUACAUCAAUUUGGUGUUAAACAACCUGAUCUUAAUUACCGCAAUCCUGCCGUAGUCCAGGCCAUGAAAGAUGUUUUGGUAUUUUGGUUAGAUCAUGGCAUCGAUGGUUUUCGUAUUGAUGCUGUACCUUUCCUGUUUGAAAAUGAAAUUGAUGCCAGAACUGGCACUUAUCCGGAUGAACCUUUAGAUGAGUCUAAUGCCUGUCCUGAUCCCACGGAUUGGUGUCAUUUGAAACAUCCCUAUACUAACUCCUUGCCCGAAUCCACCGAAAUGAUUUAUCAAUGGCGUGAGGUUAUCGAAAACUGGAAACGUGAACAUAAUUCCUCCACCAAGAUCUUAUUAACCGAGGCUUACACUAGUUUCGAGAACCUAAUGCUAAUGUAUGGUGAUGGUGAGCGCAAUGGUUCACAUAUUCCCUUUAAUUUUGAAAUGCUAUCGGGCUUGACCAAGAGCAGCAGGGCUGCCGAUUUUCAAUACUAUGUCACACAUUGGUUGGAUAAUAUGCCUGAUGGCACCUUUGCCAACUGGGUAUUGGGUAAUCAUGAUAAUCGUAGAUUGGCUUCACGUUUGGGUACCGAACGUAAGGACUUGAUCAAUAUAUUCUUGCAGACCUUACCCGGCAUAGCAGUGACUUAUAAUGGUGAAGAAUAUGGCGCUGAAGAUGUUGAUGUUUCCUGGGAGGAUACUGUAGAUCCUCAGGGUUGUAAUGCUGGCCGCGAUACUUAUGAAAAAUAUACCAGAGAUCCUGCUAGAACACCUUUCAGAUGGGAUUCCUCGAAAAAUGCUGGCUUCAGUUCGGCUGAUAAAACUUGGUUGCCGGUGGGUUCCGGCUAUGAACAGGAAAAUGUACAACAACAACUACAGGAUGACAAUAGUCAUUUGAAAAUCUUUAAACGUCUAACCCGCCUAAGGAAAGAGGAACCAGCUUUUAGUGGCAGAAAAGUUGAUCCACAUGUCCAAGGACAAGUAUUGAUCUAUGAAAGAUCUCCUUCAUCUGCUAACGAUGCUGAAGCCGACUCCUUUUUGGUUAUUUUGAACAUUGGUGGCUCUGAUGCUGCUAUUGAAUUAAGUCAAUUUUCUGAUAAGGUUGGCUCUCAGGUUGAAGUGGUAGUCAGCUCGUUACAAUCCGGUUUACAAGAGGGACAACUUGUGGAUUCUUCAAACUUUGUGGCCAAAGGUUAUGUUGGUUAUGUCUUGCGUUUGGUUUAAAAUUAUACAAAAAUUGUUAAUCAUAUCAAAUAUACAUAAAUAAAUAUUGCAUUGUUAAAACUAAA